Molecule: messenger RNA, 2349 nt
Organism: Mytilus californianus (California mussel)
Lineage: Eukaryota; Metazoa; Mollusca; Bivalvia; Mytilida; Mytilidae
Product: endothelin-converting enzyme homolog
Exons: 14
Coding region: 30-2324 (764 amino acids)
Biological process (GO): protein processing
Cellular component (GO): plasma membrane
Molecular function (GO): metalloendopeptidase activity
Source: RefSeq, a predicted model, not a curated record
AUAACUUGUUUUGCUAGUUUCUCUCCAAAAUGACGGAGGAGUAUAAACAGUUUGACUCGGCAAAGACUGAUAAAAUACCUAUUGUUCCCGGACUUGUAAAACAUAUUUCUGGAUUGAAGUUCACAGAACUUAUUUCAAUUGUUAUAGUCUUUGUUGUUUCGCUUGUCUGUGUUGUAUUUGUGAUACUUUACACCAAGGGAAAGCCCGCUGUUGUAAUAGAGGAAAAUGUAUGCGUAACAGCGGCGUGUUUGAAAAGCGCUUCUUAUGUCGCUGGAAACAUGAAUAAAUCUGUAGACCCAUGUAAAAACUUUUACAAAUACGCUUGUGGUGGUUUCCCUAAUAAUAACCGUCUGGAUGCUGAAACGUAUUCUAAAACAGUAUACACCAAAUUAUAUUACGAAAAUGAAGAAAAGUUGAAAAAUAUUUUGGAGUCUCCUGUUGUUAAUGGCAACGAGCAUUCUGCUGAAAGGAAACUUAAAGACAUGUUUGCGUCUUGCACAAACUCUUAUUUGAAGGAAAGAGCCAAGGGAUAUCCUUUUUUGAACAAAAUUUUACCAAACACAGGAGGUUGGUAUGUUUUAGGCACGUGGAAUAGUUCUACGUGGAACAUGCAGAAUGCUUUAGAAAAAGUUCAUAUGGACUACUGGACUAAUGCGUUAUUUACAUUUAGAGUGGCUACUGAUUGGUAUGACUGGAAGAAAAGGGUUGUAGAGAUAGAUUAUUCUGGUAUGAGCAUGUAUUGGUGGUAUUACGUUCACGCUGAAGAUGAGAAGUAUUCCCAAGAUUUGAAGAAGUUUAUGAAAACCGUUGGAACGUUGUUAGUGAGAGAUUCUAAUAUGACAAUAGAAAACUCCACUCAGAAAAUUGAAACCUUUGUUAACGACGCAUAUGGUAUGGAACUCAAACUUGCAAAUCUAACUGCUUACACCUAUCCCACAUAUGAUCCUCAUGCUGAUGAAAAAAGAAUUUCUUUACGAGAUUUUACAGCACAAACUGGAAACGUCAUUGACUUCACUUCCAUGUUAACCAAAAUGUUUAGAGAAGCUGGUGUAAACGCUUAUACAAAGGUUGUCAUUAUGGAGGAUGAUUGGUUAAGACAGAUGGUUGACAUGGUGAAAAAUCUAGGACCUGAUAAAAAUCGGAUGCUGAACAACUACUUUACAUGGAGGAUGGCAUAUCGCUAUGUUCAACAGUUGUCUUGGGAGUAUGUUCAUGCUAAUCGCGAAUUUUACGUAGAUAGAUAUGGUAUACCACAAUUCCUUGGCACGUGGUAUUAUUGUUUUUACAACAUGGAUACAAAUAUGGGAGAUGCUCUUAGUUCACUUUAUGUUAAGGAUCAUUUUGCUGAUAGAAACAAACAAAAGGUUCACGAAAUAUUGGACUACAUUAAAAAGGCAAUGUCAGACGGUAUUGUGCAGAAUGUGUUUAUGGAUCGUGUUACUAAAGACUUGGCAAAAGAGAAGAUAAUGACAUCUUUGGACAAAAUGGGCUACCCUGAUUUUAUGAUGAACGAUGAUCAACUCACGUCUAUAUACCAGUCAUUAAAAGUUAGCAGAACUGAUUAUUUUGAAAAUGAACUGAGCCUUAACAAAUUCAAACUAAAAGACUGGAACAACAGGUUACGUGUCGGAGAAGACAGAUCAAGAUGGGUUUUACAUACUUACGACACUUAUAUGGAAUACUAUGGACCUUGGCAUGAGCUAAUUGUGCCAGCUGGUUUGCUGCAAUUUCCUGUCUAUGAUUAUUCACUUCCACAUUACAUAAACUUUGGUUCUAUGGGUAGUUUGUUGGGGCAUUAUCUUGUACAUGCAAUAGACCGAUUUGGUUCCAUUUACGAUAAGAAUGGAGACUACAAUGUGCAAGGAUGGUGGUCAAAUAAAACCAAACUGUCAUAUAAUACUACCACAAAUUGUUUUAUUGAUUAUUUCAAUAAUAAAACUAUGGGACCCUUUGCUGUACCUGGCCAAUUUUCUCUACAAGCGGUUCCUGUAAAUGGACGGAGAUAUGCUCGUGAAGGAAUGGCAAUCGCAAGUGGAGUCAAGCUAGCAUUCAGGGCUUAUCAAAAAUGGAUGGCUGCUAACAGGAUUGAGAAAUUAGCUCCAGGAUUAGGACUAUCGAAUGAACAAAUGUUCUUUGUGUCGUAUGCACAGAGUGAAUGCUUUAAUAGGAAUGACAGAAUAGCAUAUGACAGAGCUAUACGAGGCAGGGUAUCUGAAGAUAUAGCUACAAACAGUGCAAUGUCACAUGUUAGAGAGUUUUCACAAGCAUUUAGAUGUCCAGUUAACUCUCCAAUGAAUCCUGCCAAGAAGUGUAAUCUGUAUUGAAAGGAUGAAUUUCAACGAAAGGACA